Molecule: messenger RNA, 3080 nt
Organism: Mustela lutreola (European mink)
Lineage: Eukaryota; Metazoa; Chordata; Mammalia; Carnivora; Mustelidae
Gene: AGBL4
Product: AGBL carboxypeptidase 4
Exons: 13
Coding region: 294-1814 (506 amino acids)
Biological process (GO): proteolysis
Molecular function (GO): zinc ion binding; metallocarboxypeptidase activity
Source: RefSeq, a predicted model, not a curated record
AGAGGUGCAGCAUAGUCCCAGCCCCGCAGGCGCCUAGACCAAAGAGUGGCGGCGCGGCGGGGGCGGGGCCUUCGACGCACGCUCCCUCCCAGCCCGCCUCCCCGCUCACCCACCUCUCCUCCCCUCUUCCCCCGCCGCCUCGCGUUACCCGCCUGCACGCGGGCCGCCCGUUGCCUUGGCAACCGUCGAGCCGCGUCUUCCUGAGGGAGCUCUGUCAGCCCGCAGAUCCUGUCGCCAGUUCCCCACUGCCCCGCGAUUUUCGCGUGGGCUUAGAGGCGGAGGGACAACAAAAAAUGGCGGAGCGGAGCCAGACGGCGCCUGAGGCAGGCAAUGAUGUGGGAAAUGAUGAUGCCAUUGGAGGGAAUGUGAGCAAAUGUAUGGUGCUUCCAUCUGGAUACUGUGGACAGCCCAAGAAAGGACAUCUUAUCUUUGAUGCUUGCUUUGAAAGUGGUAACCUUGGACGGGUGGACCAGGUCUCUGAAUUUGAGUAUGACUUAUUCAUUAGGCCGGAUACCUGUAAUCCACGCUUCCGAGUCUGGUUCAACUUUACUGUUGAAAACGUGAAAGAAUCACAGGUGAGGGAAGUGUUGGAUAUCUUCAGUGUGGUUUUGAGAGUCAUUUUCAACAUUGUUAACUUCAGUAAAACCAAGAGUCUAUAUAGAGAUGGGAUGGCCCCUAUGGUGAAAUCUACAAGCAGACCCAAAUGGCAAAGGCUGCCACCUAAAAAUGUUUACUACUACCGGUGCCCGGACCAUAGGAAGAAUUACGUGAUGUCCUUUGCAUUUUGUUUUGACCGAGAAGAAGAUAUUUACCAGUUUGCUUACUGCUAUCCAUAUACAUACACGCGCUUUCAGCAUUACCUUGACAACCUGCAAAAGAGAAACAUGGAUUACUUCUUUCGGGAGCAGCUGGGUCAGAGCGUGCAACAGCGGCAGCUUGACCUCCUGACAAUAACCAGCCCCGACAACCUUCGGGAAGGGGCAGAGCAGAAGGUAGUGUUCAUCACAGGACGAGUGCACCCAGGGGAAACACCCUCUUCAUUUGUGUGCCAAGGGAUCAUUGACUUUCUUAUAAGCCAGCACCCUAUUGCCCGUGUCCUACGGGAGCACCUGGUCUUCAAGAUUGCACCAAUGCUCAACCCUGAUGGAGUCUACCUGGGCAAUUACAGGUGCUCUCUAAUGGGGUUUGACCUGAACCGUCACUGGCUGGAUCCUUCUCCGUGGGCCCACCCCACACUGCAUGGAGUGAAACAACUCAUCAUCCAGAUGUACAAUGACCCAAAAACAAGCCUGGAGUUUUAUAUUGACAUCCACGCCCACUCCACCAUGAUGAACGGCUUCAUGUAUGGCAACAUCUUUGAGGAUGAGGAACGGUUCCAGAGGCAGGCCAUUUUCCCCAAGCUCCUGUGCCAGAAUGCCGAGGACUUCUCCUACUCCAGCACAUCCUUUAACCGGGAUGCGGUGAAAGCAGGAACCGGACGUCGCUUCCUCGGGGGGCUUCUGGACCACACUUCCUAUUGCUACACCCUGGAGGUCUCCUUCUAUAGCUACAUCAUUGGAGGCACCACGGCCGCGGUGCCCUACACGGAGGAAGCCUAUAUGAAGCUGGGAAGGAACGUGGCAAGAACGUUUUUGGAUUAUUAUCGGCUGAACCCGCUGGUCGAGAAAGUGGCAAUUCCCAUGCCGAGGCUUCGGAAGGAAAAGCCCCCUCCUUACAAGCACCCACUCCUGCGGGGCCCAGCCAGCAACCACCCCAACGGCAAAGGGGACAAGAAGAGCUCCGUGAACCACAAAGACCCUUCAAACUCUUUUUAAGGACAUGGAGUCCGGGGAGGUCUUGUGGAGACAGGAGCAUGCAUUUUCUGCUGGGGCAUGAAAUUAAUCACCCUUCUCUAGUUUCCAAGAUCAAGGGUACAGGAUAAUGAGUAAGCUAGUGAAAGAGAAGGAAAAAAGGAGAAACCUCACCAUCAAUUUUCCCUUUUACCAAUGGAAAAUCAAUUGUGGGACUUCAGCUUAAGGCUCAGGAACAAAAUAGGAGGCUCAAACCAAGCGAGUACAGAUGCCAUUUCCACAGCACAGAGGUCCUCACAGGAAGAGGACAAGCUACAUGUCCCUUUCAAGAGGUUUGACACAUCUCAGGUCAGUGUUUUUGGAGUCCCUUACCUUCCAACGUUGUAUAACUACCAUAGGCAGUUGCCUUCUAGACUAGGUGAUGGUUGUUCACUGUUCUAGAAAUGCACCGUCCAUACUUGCUGAUCCAAAACAACAUCAAUGACGCCUGCAACCCAAAGACAAAUGUGCUGUUGGGAACAAUAGGACAGAAUUUUUGAAAUCACAGUGGUUUGAGGCACACUGUCACUGUGUCUCUGAGCUGCAUGCAUUCCUGCAAUGACCUGGGUAGUUGAAUUGAAGCUUUAGCUCCAAAGACAAAAGGUAUUGGCCACUCAUUCCAAGAGGUCCAUUGUGGUUCAGAUCUCCAGAUCCUGGCGCCAGAGACCAAACCCUGAAGACAUGGGUAUGGAUGCUCUGCGGUGGGGGAAGGCUGACUGCCAGGUGAGGAAGACGCAGAAGACAGGAGAAUGCCACCCCCUCACCCUCCCCACUCCCACCUGCCGCCAAGCAGAGGGCUGGUAAAAUAAAACCGCAGCAGUAGCAGUUCCCAAGGGGUUGGGGGAGCUAAAUAUUGUACAUUUUUCUAAAGAGUAAAGUGCCUUUGUAUGAUGAAUGGGUCCAGAGGAGUCUGCUCCCUUCCUGUCCGUGAAGCAGGCAGGCUGAGUCACCAUGACAGCCUGCUAAUUAAAAUGACCUCCCGGAAAUGAGGAUUCGGAGAUGGGGAGAGGGAGGGAGGCUCAGGGGAGAUAGGGCCUUUCGCACAAAGCUCCAGUUAAGCCUUCUUUUGCGCUGGGAUGGGGAAUUUUUGAAGUUUGCUGCAAAAAUUGAGAGCAAAGCUCGUUCUCCCUUUGCUUAUUGGUUUUCAGAAAUAAUAACAAAGAGCCAUAUGUUAGUUGGCUACAAAUGUUGUGUUGUAUAUACAGCUUCUCCUCUGGGCUCUUGUUGCCCAGAGGAACACGAAUAAAGUGG